Messenger RNA from Solea senegalensis (Senegalese sole), 2549 nucleotides. RefSeq names its product methyltransferase like 25B (gene mettl25b). The record is from RefSeq and is a predicted model, not a curated record. Lineage: Eukaryota; Metazoa; Chordata; Actinopteri; Pleuronectiformes; Soleidae. Gene Ontology annotation, biological process: rRNA modification. The transcript is spliced from 8 exons. Bases 222 to 1952 code for a protein of 576 amino acids. Gene Ontology annotation, molecular function: rRNA (adenine-N6,N6-)-dimethyltransferase activity.
UUAAACGCCUCACCCAGUGUCUCGUUAGCUCGCGGCGGCUACAGACUAACCGCCGUCAAUAUCAUCAAAAAAUAUAAGAAAAAGGACAGAGCGGGUUUAAACUUUACAGUGUGCAGAGCUGGACUGUGUCCGUGCCCGAAGGUUUGGUCAUUUUGGUCGCAGAUGAGGAAAAAGAAGAAGGUGGCUUUUAUACAACAUUAGCAUCAGUUAGCUUGACCGGCAUGUUUACGGCAGGUGUGUCCGCGGAGGAGCAGAAGGAGCUCGCGACGCGGCUCUGCGGCUUCCUGUCCCGGUACACACACCGACUCACCGACUCCUACAUCAUCGAGUUCUUCACUGAGGACCUGUGGCACACAUUGCCCAGCAGGUGGCAGCAGGCGCUACAGGACCUGUCCUACCCACAGAUCGCAGAUCUCUUACUGGACGCUACGCAUGGAGACAGGAGAUAUCCCACCAUGUGGCCGCUGUCACUGUUGGCUUUCCGUGCCACUGCUCACGCCCUGGCCUUUCCCAGGGACUGCAGGCAGGAGCGAGGAGGAGGAGGAGGAGGCGGCAGUGGCAGUGGCGGCUCACCAGUACCACAAGAGUUCCAGGAAAACCAGAGUCAGAGUUCACUGCUCGGCCACAUCUUCAGGAAACACGUCAAACCCAAGAAACAGCAUGAGAUCCGCAGGCUGGGCGCGCUGGUAAAACAACUGUGUGACCAGACGGACUGCAGCAGAGUGGUGGACGUCGGCUCUGGACAGGGUCACCUGACUCGCUUCCUCUCCUUUGGGCUGGGUCUGUCUGUGACCGCCAUGGAGGCGGAUCACACCCUGGUUGCCAUGGCGUCCAGGUUUGAUGGACAGUUGCUGUGGGCCCUGGAGAAGGAGAAGCAGAAAAAAAAUGGUGCGUCUCUGCUCCCAGGAUCACAAUCCUCUCCCCGCCAUGUGUCUGCUUGGGUAAACCCCAAGGCAUCAUGGGAGGCUUUCAUUAAGCAGCUGACUACACCGGAUUGUUCCAGCGAAGUUCCUCCUCUAUCUGGAUCCAGCAAAAAAAACCUGCGGGGCUCUGGGCGUCAUCGGGGUCGUUCCCACGAUGUACAGGCCUCUCCGCCUCACAGCUCCAAGGACUCUGAUGCUACAAGCAAAGUUGAGUCAGAGGAACGAUCAUCUACCUGCUGUCCGUCCAUCCCUGUCCAGCCUGUCUGUGAGCAGGUCAUUUGUCCUGACGACACUGCCCUGCAAGCCAACCAAGACUUUGUCCUGACCGGUCUCCAUGCCUGCGGCGAUCUCAGCGCCACCCUCCUCCGCCACUUUGUCAGCUGUCCGCAUGUUCGCGGUAUCACCUCUGUGGCGUGCUGCUACAUGAAAAUCACCACCAGAGAAAACCCCACCCCUCCAGGGCUGGUGGAAUCCCCUGCUCCCUUGACACUGUGUCAAGAAUCGGAUCCCUCCGAGUUUGGCUACCCGAUGAGCUCCUGGGUGCGGGGACUGUCAGGACACCAGCUGUCUUAUAAGGCACGGGAGGGGGCGUGUCACGCUGUGGAGGAUUAUGUGCGUAGGCUGCGGGAGGAGAGCGAGCUGCUGAGGACACACUGCUACCGGGCGAUGCUGGAGACUUUCAUCAGGGAUACGAGGCCAGAACUACGUCGAGCAGGAAUCCAGACGAUAAAGAAAGCUCACAUGUUACCCUUCACAGAGUACGCCCGCCUGGGUCUGGCCCGUGUUGGCCUCCCUCCAGACAUGGACCUGGACCCGGAGCGGGUGGAGACCAUGCUUAAGCAGCAGGUCAGGGUGGUGGUGUACUUCAGUCUGACCCUGCUGCUGGCUCCUGUGGUGGAGACACUGGUGCUGCUGGACAGGAUCAUCUACCUGCAGGAGAACGGUCUGGACAGUCGUCUAGUCGCUCUGUUCGACCCAGACUUCUCCCCCAGGAACUUUGUGCUGGUCGCUCUGAAGCCUCGAGAAUAAAGAGGUCGAGUCCUUCACUCUGAGAGUGGACACUCUGGACUCUCUGGAGUCUGAGAGUGGACGCUGUGGACUCUGAAUAGACACUCUGGAUUCUGAGACUCUGGCGUCUGAGAGCAGACGCUCUGGACUCUGAGUGGACACUCUGGACGCUCUAUGGCUUUACACUGGACUGGACUUUCCUCCUGCAUUAUGUCACUUUGAUCUAAACGUAUAAAUAUUGACAGUUGAUUUAAUAAUUAGUGUUUACAUCCAGAAUCACAGCUUCACUGUCGGCAGUUGAGGGGAAACUUAACUCACAAUGUUUUUCGGUGACCUUUUUAAACGGCAGAGGGUGCUGUUAUUUACAUGAACUGCUUUUAAAAUGACUCAAAAACGUUCAUUUUACUUUCUUUUUUUAAACGUGAAAAACCUCCACACGCUACUUUCAGAUUCUUUUGUCGGAAUUGUUUGCUCAGGUUUUCACAAAACACAACAGCUCUGCUGGACAACCUGAGAACUAUACUCUAGAGUGAUUUUAAAAUUUGAAUUAUCACUGACUAGAUGAGUUACACCGUGUGGUCAUUUUAAAUAAAAAAGUGCUUUAAUGCAACUUUGUGA